GGCGAGCCUCUCGCGGGUUCUGGGUUUCAGAGCGGUGGCCUCGGCUGCGAAGAGGGAGCUCCGGGUAUCUUUUAUAAGGUUCAGGAAAAGAAGCGGCAUCACCAAACGCUGUCAGUCAUGUUUUCUUUCAACAUGUUUGACCACCCGAUUCCCCGGGUCUUCCAGAACCGCUUCUCCACGCAGUAUCGCUGCUUCUCCGUGUCCAUGCUAGCAGGGCCUAAUGACAGGUCAGAUGUGGAGAAAGGAGGGAAGAUAAUUAUGCCACCCUCAGCCCUCGAUCAACUCAGCCGGCUCAACAUUACCUAUCCUAUGCUGUUUAAACUGACCAAUAAGAAUUCAGACCGAAUGACACACUGUGGUGUACUGGAGUUUGUUGCUGAUGAAGGCAUCUGUUACCUCCCCCACUGGAUGAUGCAGAAUUUGCUGUUGGAAGAAGGGGGCCUGGUUCAGGUGGAAAGUGUCAACCUUCAAGUGGCUACCUACUCUAAGUUCCAGCCUCAGAGCCCAGACUUCCUGGAUAUCACCAAUCCUAAAGCAGUAUUAGAAAAUGCAUUGAGAAACUUCGCCUGUCUGACGACUGGAGAUGUGAUUGCCAUCAACUAUAAUGAGAAGAUCUAUGAACUUCGGGUGAUGGAGACCAAACCUGACAAGGCUGUAUCCAUUAUUGAAUGUGACAUGAAUGUGGAUUUUGAUGCUCCCUUGGGCUACAAAGAACCAGAAAGACCAGUGCAGCAUGAGGAGUCAAUAGAGGGAGAAGCUGACCACAGUGGCUAUGCUGGAGAGAUGGGCUUCCGUGCCUUCUCUGGUUCUGGGAAUAGACUGGAUGGAAAGAAAAAGGGGGUAGAGCCCAGUCCUUCCCCAAUCAAGCCUGGAGACAUCAAAAGAGGAAUUCCUAAUUACGAAUUUAAGCUUGGUAAGAUCACUUUCAUCAGAAAUUCACGUCCAUUGGUCAAAAAGGUUGAAGAGGAUGAAGCUGGAGGCAGAUUUGUCGCUUUCUCUGGAGAAGGGCAGUCACUGCGGAAGAAAGGAAGAAAGCCCUAAGUCCAAAACUGUUGGCUGAGUGGAAAAAUAAAAGAUCCGAUUGCAACUGG
This is a messenger RNA of Arvicanthis niloticus (Nile rat), 1091 nucleotides long. RefSeq names its product ubiquitin recognition factor in ER associated degradation 1 (gene Ufd1). The record is from RefSeq and is a predicted model, not a curated record. Gene Ontology annotation, biological process: ERAD pathway; ubiquitin-dependent protein catabolic process. Gene Ontology annotation, cellular component: VCP-NPL4-UFD1 AAA ATPase complex. NCBI's taxonomy places the organism in Eukaryota, Metazoa, Chordata, Mammalia, Rodentia, Muridae. Gene Ontology annotation, molecular function: polyubiquitin modification-dependent protein binding.